Oncorhynchus tshawytscha (Chinook salmon) is the source of this 1509-nucleotide messenger RNA. RefSeq lists its product as uncharacterized. NCBI's taxonomy places the organism in Eukaryota, Metazoa, Chordata, Actinopteri, Salmoniformes, Salmonidae. The coding region runs from base 253 to 1005 and encodes 250 amino acids. The transcript is spliced from 7 exons. The record is from RefSeq and is a predicted model, not a curated record.
GAUUUGGAAAGUACCCAGGACACAAAAGGAGGAAUUCUAAAAGACAGGUCAACUAAGCUGGGGUCUCAAAGUAGAGGAGAAAGAAAAGACUCAGAGCUCUCUCUCUCUCUCUCUCUCUCUCUCUGUGUCACACACUUGAAGGAACCGCUGAGGAAACCUUGCCUAGUCAGACCAAAGGACUUAUUUGAUCUGCGUAUUGCAUGCUUUCAACCACAGAAAUGGAGAAGUGGCCUUUCUCAUGAAGAUAAAAGGAUGUCACGAUCAGUUUUUCUGUUGCUAUCAAUAUUGACAGUCCAAGGUAGUGGAUGUGAUGACUUUUUGAGGGAGGUUGUCAAGAAUCUUCAAACCACCCUUAACUCAGACCACGCUGGAUUUCGUAAGGUGUUCCCUAAAGACUAUUGGAUUUCCCACCACUACAAUGUCAACCUGCUGUGCAACACUGAUCCGUGUUGUGUGUUCCGAGCUGCGACUGUUCUCUCUGACUCCUGGCUCCAGCUCCGCAGCCAGCUGUGGCCAGAGCACCAUAGCUUCGAAUUCAUCUCCAACCUUAUACAAGCCCUGGGUGACAGGGGCAUGACAAAAGGGAGAUUUGAGGAUCCUGACCCUUCCGUUCUUCCCUCUGUCUCCUCCUCUCCAGAGAAACUUCUCAACUUCACUUCAUCUGUUUUCUCCAAAUGGCUGGAGCUGGGGUGCUCGACCCCGGUGGACACUUGUCCCUUCCCCACUCUGGCCUCUCCGGCUGGGGAGGAAGAAAGGGCAGCUCUGGAAAGUAAAAAAGUGAGGUCAUUAACCACACGAGCAGUUCACAUGCAACACAGGGAGAAUGAAAGGGAAACAGAGAUGAGGUUAAACACACCUCCACCAACCAAUAGGAGCCCAACAUCCAAAGCUUACAUUGGAGCCUCCUGUUAUGUGGACUGCCCUGGAUGCUACUGUAGAGCGGUUGCUAUAGUUACUGAAGUGGAUCUCUUCAAUGGCGCACACAAAAUGCAAGAAAUAAAAUAAAUAAGAUUCUCUGUUUUUGAAAGAAUACAUCCUUUUCUUUUUGCAAUGUGUAUUGGAGCACUGGUUGGCUUUUUCUUCUCAAUCUGUCCAUUCUAGCAGUUCUAAUACAGUAAGCUUUGUCAAUCAAGUGACUGCCAUGCACAUGUAAUUGUUGCACUGAAAGUACAACUGCAGUCAAGAUUAUGUAUAGAAUAACAACCUUUUCAUUUACUGUCUGCACACCAGAGUUCUAUUAUUAUAAUUAUAAGAAACCGUUACAACAUAGCUUGCGUAGAAUAUGGCUUUUUAUACAGAUGGCUAACUAAACACUAACAAGUGUUUUAUAUUGAGCAAGCUACAGCACAUAAAUUAUUGUCCAAUAUUUCUGAUCAAAUUCAUAUGAUGUUUACAAUGCAGUGGAAUGUGAAUAUUUGUUUGUUUGUCUGUUGGUCUUCAAUGAAUGUUGUUUUUUCUAUGAACUUUUGUACAUACUGCAUCUUGUAAAUAAAAACCAUGCAGCCGUUA